AGUGGGACCCCGGCGUGUGCCCCUGCUUUGUGAGGAACUUGAGGUCCGGGCCUCGUCCACGCGCUCCGGUCCACCGGAGGACUCAGGGCUGGCAGUGUCAGUGACAGCCACAGGGGCCCUGACUUGCUCUUAGGAUGGAGCGAAAUGUAGAGGAGGCUUUGGAGCGGGCAAGUGAUAUUAUUGAGAAUGUCCAGCAGCAGCCCCCUCCAGCGAGACCCGCAUCUAAUGGGGAAAAAACUCUUCAGGAAAAACUGUAUGACAUUUAUGUUGAAGAAUGUGAAAAAGAGCCUGAGGCAGAGGGCCUUCGAAGCAAUGUCAACUUGCUAGAGAAGCUGAUGAAGAGAGAGGCGUUGCCAUGUUUAGUGGUCAACCUGUACCCCGAAAAUCAGGGCUAUUCUCUCAUGCUCAAGGACAAAGAGGGAGCCCUUAUAGAGCCCCUUCCAGUGUCUUAUGUAGGACAGAAACUGCUUGAAUAUUUGGAUGCUGAAGAGUUACCUUCUUUUCUGAUUGAUGUCCUGGAAAAGUCUCCUGUGAAUGUUUUUCACCACGGGUGUGUCAUAGCAGAAAUCCGAGACUUCAGGCAGUGCGGUAGCAUCUACCCUCCUGAGGAGCCUGGUCCAGAGCCUGCUGCUGCGUCUACGGUGCCCUCUCUUGCUUACCAAACUCGGCAUGUUCUCUUACGUCCAACCAUGCAGACGCUAGUGAGUGACGUAGAGUCCAUAACAACAAGUGAUAACCGUCAGUGGACCCAGGAAGAAAAACUUGAGCUUGAGAGCCAACUGCUCUUAGCUACAGCAGAGCCACUGUGUCUGGAUCCCUCUGUUGCUGUCACCUGCACGACCAACAGACUGCUGUUUAAUGAGCAGAAGAUGAUGACAGACUUCAUGAAACAAAGCUUCACGAGGCAUGCGUGGCCCUAUCAAGAACUGGAGGGAGAUAAGUGUAUACGUACGAGUCCUCCUGAUGUUACAACGAUGAUUGCGUGCAGAAAACGAGCAGAGAAAAAACCAGGUGACUAUGACCUGAAGAUUGCUGAAGCAGGAAAGUGUGUGGAUAUGUGGAAGCAGAGACCCUGUGAGUUGGUGGCCCCUUCAGAGGUGGACGUGCAGAAAUAUGCUAGAGGAAAGCCGCCCGUGUCCCACGAUGACUCAGCAUCAACAAACUGGCCAGCUCCGGAGGUAAAAUAUAGUUAUGUAUUUGAUUGUGAAGAGGGCAGUCAGCCAUGGGAAACAAAGCCAAGUGUGACUCAGUCCCUUAGUGACCCAUUUUUUUCUCCUGAAAUAGGGCCACCAACAGAGGGCAGAUGUGAUAGCCAGAUCUAUCUUCCCCAGGUUGACCCAAGUGAUUGUUCACUUGGUUCUAAAGCUGGGGAAAAGACUCAGUCUGGGUAGGCAUUGAGUGUGUGCCAAGGGUCUGUCCAGAGCAAGGCUGAGUGUUUAGGCAAAAGGCUGCAGGGAUCCACUGACUCCAUCUAUCUUGGCCAGCCCUCCCUAGGGUGGAAGGCCAAAUCUCAUUCAGGGAUAUCCCCAGUCUUAGAGAUGAGAGUUAAGACUCCAGCUCCACUGUUCACACUGCCUCCACCUCAGGACAGGGCUCUCCAGCAAUCAGUCUUCCCUCAGUAGCAGGCAGAGGUAGGAAGCUUCCGAGACUUGCUCCUUCUCUCCAAUCAGCCAGCCUGGCUCAGCAAAUCUCCUGGGGAGUGAGCAGUGCUAACAUCCUUCCUCCAGCUGUCCAGCCCUGUGCCAGCUCAUCAAAGAGCCAGCCAGCCACCUAGGGCCCCAGCAGUGGCACUGGCCAAAAUGUCAUCAAUUUGUUGGUCCUAGCACAGGCAGCCCCUGUUUUGAAGAGUAGUCCAUCCCAGGUGUGGCGCUUCCCCACUAGUACCCCAGCAUUUAGAGAAACCUUUUCCAGAGGCUUUCUGCCUCCUAGAGCUCAGAUGCCCAGUACCCAGAUCAGAGCACCACAGAGCUCUGAGCAGAUAUCUGUGAAAUGGUCAAAAAUACUUGAGGCCCCGUAACUGUCAGGCUUCAACCUGGCUCUGUCAUUUUGCACCCAGAGUCACAAAUACAGCAGCCGCAGCCAUGGUUGCAGCCACAGCAACCAUAGCAGCAGCUGUCACAGGCACCGCUGUA
This is a messenger RNA of Peromyscus eremicus (cactus mouse), 2132 nucleotides long. RefSeq names its product transcription factor SPT20 homolog. Gene Ontology annotation, cellular component: SAGA complex. Gene Ontology annotation, biological process: regulation of transcription by RNA polymerase II. The transcript has 2 exons. The record is from RefSeq and is a predicted model, not a curated record. Lineage: Eukaryota; Metazoa; Chordata; Mammalia; Rodentia; Cricetidae. The coding region runs from base 135 to 1391 and encodes 418 amino acids. Gene Ontology annotation, molecular function: transcription coregulator activity.